CUCCCCUUUCUCCCUAUUCCCCUCUCUCCUCCCCCUCUCUCCAUCUCUUCCCUAUUUGUAGCUUUCUCUCUUCUGCCCGUCCGGUCUCUCCUGCAGGAGUCCAGCUGUCCUCAACUCGCUGCUGUGUCCAGUUGCCUGAUCAUGUCUGCUCACUUCUGUUUAGCUCUGCUGGCUCUCUGCUCUCUGACCGCUGCGUCUGACCCAGAUUGUGCAGAGCUGCUCAAACCUCUGGAGGAGCAAAGCCAGGUUUUUGGAAAAUGGAUUUUCCACGUUGGAACAUCAGACAAUGAAGAGUUUCUGAAGAAACUUAAAUUUGUCAAAAGCUCCUGGAUGGAACUCUCACCCAUAGCUGAUAGUGACAAUAUGACCAUGCGCUAUGGAGACAAGGCGUAUGAGAAAUGUAUUUCCGGAGAAGUUAAUACCACCUUCUCAGGAAACAGCUCCAAAGUGACAUUUCAUUUCAACUCCACCACUCACGAGCAUGUUGGGAAAAACCUGAAGACCUGCACUGGGUGCGUCCUGUGGAUCGACAAAAGAGUGAGCACAGAGAAGGGGGAAACCAAACAUGGCCGAAACCUCUUCCUCUUCACAAAGUCUGGGAAGUUGGACGACGCUGAUCUGGAUGUUUUCAAGAAACAAGCUGCAUGCCUCAACUUCCCAGCUGAAUUCCACUUUGGAGAGGCCACAGACCUGUGUCCUGACGAGAAGGAGGCCGCCACAGACGCAAAGGAGGAAGAACACUAGAGAAAACGGAUGUUGAUGUGCGGGUCGUCACCUGCUGUGAACCUCAAAUCCAUCCUGAACAUCUGUUUGAUGAAUCCGUACCACUCACGAGUAUUUAUGACUGUGGCGAGACUAAUUACAGUGUCUAGAAACCUUUUCUGUAUUAAAGAAUGAAUAGACUGAUUCGACAUUUACCAUCCAGUUCAUGAAUCAUGAUGGAAAAGGUUUUUUUUCUUCUGUGCAUAUAAAGUUUGACAAAAAGAA
Messenger RNA from Paralichthys olivaceus (Japanese flounder), 987 nucleotides. RefSeq lists its product as uncharacterized. The record is from RefSeq and is a predicted model, not a curated record. Lineage: Eukaryota; Metazoa; Chordata; Actinopteri; Pleuronectiformes; Paralichthyidae.